AUGGCGGACGAGAGGAGUAGGAGGGAAGGCGCGGAGGCAGGGCCAUAUGCGUCGGACGCGCGCGUUCGCCCGCAGUCAACGCGGACACAGCGGCCGUCCAUGGCGGCUCGGGUCGAUGUAGGAGGACGAGGGGAGGAGCUCGCGAGGCCCGACACCGGUAAUGGAGCGGAGGCGGCUGGAUCUGGCAAUUCUGGAGGGGCUGGCGACGAGCGGCUCCAUGGGCGGCGACCUGCGGGGUUCAAGCGGCGGCUGAAGGUUUGUCAGAUAUACUUCCAUUUUAUGCAUGGGUUGAUCCCUCCCCUGGAUACUGUCAAGCGUGAAAAUUUCCACCUCGAGGGACCGACAGGAGUUAUGAAGUGGUUGGAAGCAUUGCGGAAGAUCAUGGAAUUGACAGAUACGGAACUAAUAAACUGGCAAGGAUCAAACAGGCAAAUGGAGUCCUAA
Molecule: messenger RNA, 444 nt
Organism: Triticum turgidum subsp. durum (durum wheat)
Lineage: Eukaryota; Viridiplantae; Streptophyta; Magnoliopsida; Poales; Poaceae
Source: the annotation of a GenBank genome assembly